AUGCUGCCACAACAAGAUGUAUCUAUGGCUUAUGAUGGUAUUUAUCGAAAUGAUAUUUCGACGCCUCGUGGUAAUAAUAAUAAUCGUUCAAAUAAUGCAAAUGAUGGUGAACUGGACGAAGUUCAAAUAUCAAAAACUCGCCUAUUUUUAAAAAAAAUAGGAAAAUUUCUAUUUUCACAUGUUGGUCUUGUUGGUCUUGUUGUUGUUUAUGCUGCUGCUGGUGGAUUUCUAUUUGAAUUACUCGAAGCACAUCAAGAAAAAUUAAAUUGUCAAGAAGCUGAAGGCGAACUUAGAGUUCAAUUAACUAAACUUAAACAAAAAAUUGUUACUUAUAUACAAUAUAAUACAACAACAACACCAGCAGCACCACCAUCACCAUCAACAUCACCAACAUUAACAUAUGUUAUUGAAAGAGAUAAUCAAUCAGUUGCCUAUGAUAAAAUAGCUACAAUGUUAUAUGGUUAUCGAGAUUUUGUUCUUGAUAUUGGUUCAAAUUAUCGUUAUUAUGGAGGCGGUUGUUCAAGUCCUAAAUGGACAUAUGCAAAUGCUUUACUUUUUGCUAUAACAAUUAUUACAACAAUUGGUUAUGGAAAUAUAACUCCCGUGACAUGGGAAGGUCAAAUAUGUUGCAUAUGUUAUGCAACAAUUGGUAUUCCAAUAUUUCUUUUAUGUAUUGCAAAUAUAAGUGGUGUACUUGGCGAAAUGUUUCGUUUUAUUUAUGGAAGAAUAUGUUGUGGACCAUGUCAUAGAAUAAAAGAACAUCGAGAAUUAGCACGUAAAGCUAAACUUGCAGAAGAAAGAGGUGUAAGUAAUAAUCAAACUGAUGGUAAUGGUUGGGCAGCACAAGAUGAUAACUCAUUGAAAAAACGAACAAAUACACUUGCUAAUCAAGCAAAUGUUGAUGAAGAUGAAGAAAUAGAAGAACCACGAGUGACUGUACCAUUAACAGUAACUAUGUUAAUUAUUGCUGCAUAUAUAUGGUUUGGUUCAAUGAUGUUUCAUAGUUUUGAACAAUGGACUUCGACACAAGCUGGAUAUUUUUGUUUUAUUACAUUAGCAACAAUCGGAUUUGGUGAUUUUGUACCUGGUCAAGGAGCCGAUGAUCCAGCUUUUAAACUUAUUAUUGGUGCAAUCUACGUACUUUUUGGUAUGGCAAUAUUAGCUAUGUGUUUUGAUUUAAUGCAAGAAGAAAUUGUGGCUAAAUUUCGUUGGAUUGGUCGUAAAUGCGGUAUUGUUGAUAAAGAAGCAGAUUCAGAUUCUAUUGAAGAUAAUAAAUUAAAUAAUGAUAAUAAUAGUACUACACGACCAUCAACAGCAUCAUCAGUUACUAAAGGAAGUUCAAUAAUGAAUAUAAACGGUAAAAUACUCGAUGAGGAUGAUACUGAGUAUGGUUGGCCAACACAACGCAGUUCAAAUGGAGGAACACGAAAACUUAGUCCACGUAUCACUAGUGCUCGUGUUCAUCCAGCAGAAACAGAUUCAAAUGAAGGAACACUCCAUCAACGAGCAGCUCCUAACAAAAGAAAUUAA
Messenger RNA from Adineta steineri, 1530 nucleotides. The record is from the annotation of a GenBank genome assembly. Lineage: Eukaryota; Metazoa; Rotifera; Eurotatoria; Adinetida; Adinetidae.